CUCCCGCUGCAGGUCUCUGGUACUUUCCUGCAGUUUGUUCGUCAUUCUUCGGGGGAACCUCUGAGCUUGGAUAGCAUCAAGGAACGGGUGCUCUACGUUUUGAAAUUGUACGAUAAGAUAGAUCCAGAAAAGCUCACAGUAAAUUCCCACUUUAUGAAAGAUCUGGGCUUGGAUAGCUUGGACCAAGUGGAGAUCAUCAUGGCCAUGGAAGACGAAUUUGGUUUUGAAAUCCCUGAUCAUGAAGCAGAGAAGCUGAUGUGUCCUCAAGAGAUCGUAGAUUAUGUAGCUGAUCGGCAUGAUGUAUAUGAAUAAGUGUUUCUGUCAAGCUGAGUGGUUCUGUUCUGCUCAGAGGGCCUGGGUGGCGCACGCAGGAAGACGGCGUUGGCAAGGAAGCCCGUGUGCAACCUCGCUGCCCCCAUGCGAAUAGCUCGGCUGGCUGCUGUAUUUAAAGUUGUACAAAUAUAUGUUGGCCUUCCAAAUAAAUGUAAGGCUCCCGUGGA
Messenger RNA from Pogona vitticeps (central bearded dragon), 500 nucleotides. RefSeq names its product NADH:ubiquinone oxidoreductase subunit AB1 (gene NDUFAB1). Gene Ontology annotation, biological process: fatty acid biosynthetic process. Gene Ontology annotation, cellular component: mitochondrion; respiratory chain complex I. The record is from RefSeq and is a predicted model, not a curated record. Gene Ontology annotation, molecular function: acyl binding; acyl carrier activity. NCBI's taxonomy places the organism in Eukaryota, Metazoa, Chordata, Lepidosauria, Squamata, Agamidae.